AUGUGGGAUGUGCUUGAAGUAACACAUGAAGGAACUAGUGAAGUUAAAAUCUCUAAAGUUCUUGGAUUAACUAGAGAAUUUGAAUUAUUUGAAAGGAAUUAUGGUGAAACUAUCCAAAACAUGCAAAAGAGAUUUACUCAUAUUAUUACUCAUUUGGAUGCAUUAGGAGCUUCAUACAAUAAUUUUCAAUUGGUAACUAAAGUUUUGAGAAGCUUGAAUAGGGAAUGGCAACCCAAGGUGACGACUAUUUGUGAAUCAAAAGACUUGAAGAAUAUGUCCAUUGCUACACUCUUUGGGAAGCUCCAAGAGCAUGGGUUAGAUUUGGCAAGACUGACUUUGAAGGAGCAAGCCAAGAAGAAAACCAAAGGAUUAGCUUUGCAAGCCACUAGCUCCAAAUCUCAAGUGGAGGAAGAAAAAGAAAAAGAGCUCUCCGAUGAUGAAUUAGAUGAAGAUGAAAUGAGCUUCUUCGUAAAAAAAUAUGGAAAAUUCUUCAAGAAAAAGAAUUUUCAAAGAAGACCUCCAAUUCCUCCAAGGAGAAGAUUCAAGGAUGAAGGAGCUUCUCAACCUCCUCAUACAUGUUAUGAAUGUGGAAAAAUCGGACACUUUAAAGCCGAUUGCCCUAAGCUUCAAAAGAAAGAAAAGAGUGACAAGAAUCAAUUCAAGGAUAAGAAAAACUAUGAAAAGAAGGCCUAUGUGGCUUGGGAUGAAGAUUCAAGCUCCUCCGAUGAUUCAAGUAAUGAAGAAGCAAAUGUAUGCUUCUUGCAAGAUUCUAAAGCCUCAAAUGAGAUAAGUAAAGGAAUGCAACAUAUGUGUUUCAUGACAAUAGAAAAUGGCAAUGAGUCGGAAUCUGAGGUAAACUCUACUUGCUCUACUAUAUCUCCUUCAUAUGAUGAAUUGCAAAAUUUAUUUGAUGAAUUACAUAGUGAAUCUCUAGAGCAUGUUAAAUCUCUUAGAGAAAUGAGAAAGACCAUUGUCUCCUUAGAAAAACAAAUUGCAUGCUUAAACAAAGAAGUAAAAGAGUUAAAAGAUGAAAAUGAAACACUUAAAUUGAUUGAUGCUAGUGCAAAUUGCAUUAAAUGUUUAUCUUCAAAUGAUCAUGCAUCAUCAUCAUCAUGUACUUCAUGUGAAAAGCUAAAAAGUGAAAUUGAUGAUUUAAACAAUGUGCUAAGCAAGUUUACAUGUGGUAGAGAUAACUUAAAUGUGUGCUUGAAGAGUGUCUCAUCUAAAUGGGUAUUGGAUAGUGGUUGCUCAAGACAUAUGACGGGAGACAUUACCAAAUUCCUCUCAAUUACAAGAAAGGAACAUGGACAUGUAUCUUAUGGAGAUAAUAACAAAGAAAAAAUUCUUGGCAUUGAGAAAGUUGGCAACUCCUCAUCAACUUGUAUAGAAAAUGUUUUACUUGUUGAUGGUCUUAGACAUGACUUGCUUAGUAUUAGUCAAUUAUGUGACAAAGAUUUUAAAGUUGUUUUUGAUUCUAAAUGUUGCAAAAUUGAAAGUCUAAAUGAUGGGCAAGUUAAGUUUAAAGGCUAUAGAGUUGAUAAUAUCUAUAUGAUUGAUCUAGAUGGUAUGCCUUCAAAUGACGAUAGUUGCUUGGACAUGUGUGGAUGGGUUUCCAUGUUUUAA
Messenger RNA from Gastrolobium bilobum, 1623 nucleotides. RefSeq lists its product as uncharacterized. The record is from RefSeq and is a predicted model, not a curated record. The transcript is spliced from 3 exons. Gene Ontology annotation, molecular function: nucleic acid binding; zinc ion binding. NCBI's taxonomy places the organism in Eukaryota, Viridiplantae, Streptophyta, Magnoliopsida, Fabales, Fabaceae. The coding region runs from base 1 to 1623 and encodes 540 amino acids.